Lolium rigidum is the source of this 1780-nucleotide messenger RNA. Its product is annotated as beta-glucosidase 6. The transcript has 12 exons. Gene Ontology annotation, biological process: carbohydrate metabolic process. NCBI's taxonomy places the organism in Eukaryota, Viridiplantae, Streptophyta, Magnoliopsida, Poales, Poaceae. Gene Ontology annotation, molecular function: beta-glucosidase activity. The record is from RefSeq and is a predicted model, not a curated record. The coding region runs from base 1 to 1542 and encodes 513 amino acids.
AUGGGGAUAAAGAGGCCGGCGCAAUGCGAUUGCGCAGCGGCUGCCGCCGCCGCGACGGUGGCUCUGCUUCUUCUCCUCCACCUCCAGGGAUGCGUCGCGCAGGGGCUCACGCGGGGGAGCUUCCCCGAGGGGUUCGUCUUCGGCACCGCCUCCGCCGCCUACCAGUACGAGGGGGCGGUGAAGGCUGACGGGCGAGGGCAGACCAUCUGGGACAAGUUCGCGCACACCUUUGGAAAGAUCAGUGACUUCAGCAAUGCCGAUGUGGCCGUGGAUCAGUACCACCGUUUCGAGGAGGACAUACAGCUCAUGGCAGACAUGGGGAUGGACGCGUAUCGCUUCUCCAUCGCGUGGGCGAGGAUUCUCCCAAAUGGCGUUGGUCAAGUCAACCAGGCCGGCAUCGACCACUACAAUAAGCUGAUCAAUGCGCUGCUCGCUAAAGGGAUUCAGCCGUAUGUGACCCUCUACCACUGGGACCUCCCUCAGGCCCUGGAAGACAAGUACAUCGGGUGGCUAGACAGGCAGAUUGUCAACGACUUCGCGGCCUACGCCGAGACGUGCUUCAAGGCGUUCGGCGACCGGGUGAAGCACUGGAUCACGGUGAACGAGCCGCACACCAUGGCGGUGCAGGGCUACGACGCCGGCCUGCAGGCUCCCGGCCGCUGCUCCGUGCUGUUCCACCUCUACUGCACGCAGGGGAACUCCGGCACCGAGCCCUACAUCGUCGCCCACAACAUCAUCCUGGCCCACGCCGCCGCCGCCAGCAUCUACCGGAGCAAGUACAAGGCGACGCAGAACGGGCAGCUCGGGAUGGCGUUCGACGUGAUGUGGUUCGAGCCGAUGACGAACAGCACGAUCGACGUCGAGGCGGCGAAGCGGGGGCAGGAGUUCCAGCUCGGGUGGUUCGCCGACCCCUUCUUCUUCGGCGACUACCCGGCAACGAUGAGGAAGCGGGUCGGGGAGCGGCUGCCGAGGUUCACGCCGCAGGAGUCGGCGCUCGUCAAGGGGGCGCUCGACUUCGUGGGCAUCAACCACUACACCACCUACUACACCAGGCACAACAACACCAACAUCAUCGGUCGGCUGUUCAACGACACGCUGGCCGACACCGGGACCCUCAGCCUGCCAUUCAGAAACGGGAAAGCGAUUGGAGAUAGGGCGAACUCGAUAUGGCUGUACAUUGUGCCGAGAGGUAUGAGAAGCCUGAUGAACUAUGUCAAGGACAGGUACAACAGCCCACCGGUCUACAUCACCGAGAAUGGGAUGGACGACAGCAACAGCCCAUUCAUUUCCCUCAAGGAUGCCCUCAAGGACGCCAAGCGGAUCAAGUACCACAACGACUACCUCGCCAAUCUAGCUGCCUCUAUAAAGGAGGACGGGUGCGACGUGCGCGGGUACUUCGCGUGGUCUCUGCUGGACAACUGGGAAUGGGCGGCCGGGUACACGUCCAGGUUCGGGCUCUACUUCGUGGACUACAACGAUAAUCUCAAGCGAUACCCCAAGAACUCGGUGCAGUGGUUCAAGAGCCUCCUCAGCUCCAGUUGAGACGGGAGAUCAAGGAAGCAAUUGUUUGGGUAUUAUUUUCUUCUCGUGCAGUGCCACGGAAUGUCUUUGCUGUCGUCAAGUGUGUAAUGUUCGUAACAUUGGGUUAAGGUGCAACAGGCGUCAGGUGUUUCAGAAUUAGAAGGUGCCUUCUUUCUGAAUUGUAUAGCUACUUCUACCUGUGGUGAUUUGUGAACGUUCUCUUUAUAAAUAUAUAGGCACAAAGGCAGACUUGUACCAA